Molecule: messenger RNA, 1252 nt
Organism: Asparagus officinalis (garden asparagus)
Lineage: Eukaryota; Viridiplantae; Streptophyta; Magnoliopsida; Asparagales; Asparagaceae
Source: RefSeq, a predicted model, not a curated record
UUAAUAGAAAAUAAAGUACUGCAUGAUGUGGUACCUUUGCCCUUUGCGACUGGCACGCAAAGUGAGUCGGUCCCUUCUUCAACCUCCUCGCCCUCCACCCCCAUCAAAAACUAGGGUUAGGCUUUCUCAAAUCCAACCAAAUUCCAAAGCCCUAGACCCUAAAUUCCUCUGCUAUUCUUUCUAUUCAAUGGCCAUCAUCGGCGACGCCCUCCGGCAAGCGUUCAUGCCGAAGCGCGAGUACGAGAGCCUCCGAGAGGAGCAGAAGGCUUGGGGCCGCCUCCAGAGGCUCGUUCUCGAUCCGUUCUCCCGCGCGCGAUCUUCUUGUAUCGCCGUCGUCGUCGCUGUUGUACGGGAGCCUACGCCAUUGUUCCCUGGGGAUCCGAGCCGCAGGCCGUUCUGUAGAGAUCGGAGGAUCCAGGCGCUGAGGUUGGGGAAUGUGACCGUGGAUGUCGCUGCUGCUGCUGAUUCGUAUCAUGGGGCGUUUUAUUUGACUGAUGAGGAGGCUGCUGAUUAUUAUUGGAUGGUGGUGUUCCUGCCAUCGGCUAUUGUGUUUUUGGUGUCAAGUGCAUAUCUAUUCUCUGGAAUGAUUGUUGCAUACUCUGCUCCAAUGAGACACCCGAGUCUCAAGGUUGUUGAGAACAAUUUCUGUGCAUCAAAAAGAGGUGGAGUCCGAUGUCUAUCCAUUCUCAAUACUGUGUUUGCUGUGGUGUUUGGUCUCAUGGCACUUUUUCUUGGUUCGAGCCUCCUCACUCUUGGGAGUAACUGCUCAAUCCCUCUCUUUUGGUGCUAUGAGACUGCAUCGUUGGGUUUGGUGUUGUUGUAUGGCUUCACCGCAUUCUUUCUUAGAAGAAAAGCUGCAGUCAUUCUUGAUGAGGGUGAGUUCUCUGCAAGGAAUUUAGGGUUAGAGUUGGCAGAAACCGUUGUAGAAGUGACACCAGAAGUGGAGAGACGUGUACAUGAAGGAUUCAAGUCAUGGAUGGGCUCCUCUCUUCUCUCUUCUGAUGAGGAAGACGGACCUGAUGAUUAUCUAGAGCAAGGCAGUCCAAGUUACCAAAGACGGUGAACAGCGCAAAGCACUAGUUUUUAACCAUGGUUAGCUUUUCUCUUUUUUUCCUUUCAUGUUCCUGGAGAUAUGUACAUAAACUGAUAUAGGCAUGGGGACAACAACGACAUCAUGUUAAUUUCUGUUGUGCUGAGAAUAUUGAUGAUAAAGGAAAAUGAAUAUAUUAACGCCGUUUCUGGCUCAGCACGA